AAACUACAAGAAACAAAAAUUUAUUUGCCUUUACGAUUAUAGAUCAUAAAAAAAUAGCGUUCAUAUUUUGAUAGCAAUCUGGUUGGAAAGCGCAUUCUUUGUUCUCACUCGCUGCGCUUCUCACUCGCUGCAAUUCGAUUGUUAGUGAAAAUGGAUGGAGGUGAUCGUUCCAGUUUUAUUGUAGGAAUAAUUGAGAACAGAGCUAAGGAGGUCGGUUUAGCAGCAUUUGAUUUGAGGACCGCCGCACUUCAUCUUUCACAGUUUAUCGAAACAAGCCAUUCGUAUCAGAAUACGAAAACACUGUUGUAUUAUUAUGAUCCGACGGAUAUAAUUGUUCCUCAAAUCAAGAUGGCUCCGGAUGGGAUGGCUGGAGUGUCUGCUCUUGUCGAUAGCUCUUACAGUCUGACAAACAAGGUAAUACUAGCGCGAGGUUGCUUUGAUGACACAAAGGGAGCUAUGUUGGUGAAGAACCUGGCUGUGAAGGAGUCUUCAGCAUUGAUUUUGGAUACUUAUUACAAACAAUACUACCUUGGCCUUGCAGCAGCAGCUGCUACUAUCAAAUGGGUGGAAUCUGAAAAAGGCAUUUCUAUAACAAACCACUCAGUAUUGAUAACUUUUAAUGGAUCCUUUGAUCAUAUGAGUAUUGAUACCACAAGUGUACAGAACCUGGAAUUAAUUGAGCCUUUAGCUUCUAUUCCUGGUCUUCCAAGCAACAAAAAGAACAGCCUUUUUCACACGCUCAACUCUACAAAAACUGUUGGAGGGUCAAGGCUUCUUAGAGCUAAUCUUCUGCAACCAUUGAAGGAUAUUGAGACUAUAAAUGCUCGACUUGAUUGUUUGGAUGAACUUACAAGCAAUGAGAACCUCUUCUUUGGGUUGUCUCAAGUACUGCAGAAAAUUCCAAAAGACAUUGAUCGGGUACUUUGCCACUUUUGCUUCAAACCAAAGAAGUUAUCUGUUGAGUCUUCAAAAUGUACCAGUGGAAGGAGGAGUCAGAUGAUUGUGGCUAGUGUUGUUCUUCUAAAAGAAGCUCUAGAAGCCUUGCCUUUGCUUUCAGAGGUUUUGAAGAAUGCUAAAAGCUUCCUUCUCUGCAAGAUACACAAAUCAAUUUGUGAAAAUGAAACGUACGGCCUUAUUAAAACUAGGAUAGAAGAGGUCAUUGAUGCAGAUGUCUGUCAUGCAAGAGCACCUUUUGUCAUGCGCACACAACAAUGUUUUGCUGUGAAGUCUGGAUUAGAUGGAUUUCUUGAUGUAGCAAGAAAAUCCUUUUGUGAUACAAGUGAAGCUAUACAUGCUCUCGCAAAAAAAUACCGUGAAGAUAUGAAUUUGCCAAAUUUGAAGAUCCCAUUUAACAAUCGACAAGGUUUCUAUAUGAGUAUGCCAGAGAAGGAUUUGCCAGAAGGGGGUUUGCCUAAGAUAUUUAUUCAGGUUACCAAACAAGGGAAAAACAUACAUUGUUCUACUCAACAAUUGAUUUCGCUAAAUAUUAGGAACAAGUCAGCUGCCACAGAAUGUUACAUAAGAACCGAGCGCUGUUUGGAAGGAUUAAUUGAUUCUGUAAGGGAAGACAUCUUUUUCCUUAUUCUUCUUUCAGAAUCUUUGUGUCUCCUGGACAUGAUUGUAAAUUCUUUUGCCCAUAUGAUAUUGAGUAAACCUGUUGACCACUACACACGACCUGAGUUCACAGAAAAUGGCCCAAUGGCAAUAGAGGCAGGAAGGCACCCUGUUAUUGAAUGUAUUCGCCCUGGAGGAUUUGUUGCAAACAAUACUUUCCUAUCAGAAGCUUCCAAUAUGGUUAUUAUCAUGGGACCGAACAUGAGUGGAAAGAGCACUUUUCUUAAGCAAGUUUGCCUUAUAGUGAUCCUUGCUCAAAUUGGUUGCUAUGUUCCUGCUCAUUUUGCCACAUUUAGAGUUGUGGAUCGUUUGUUUACUCGUAUAGGAACUGGAGACAAUCUGGAGACCAAUUCUAGCACGUUUAUGACAGAGAUGAAGGAAACUGCUUUCAUUGUGCAAAAUGUUUCUCCUCGGAGCCUAAUUGUGAUUGAUGAACUUGGUCGAGCCACUUCUUCAUUAGAUGGUCUAGCCAUUGCAUGGAGUUGUUGUGAAUAUCUACUGUCACUUCAAGCGUAUACAAUAUUUGCAACACACAUGGAGCGUCUUGCUGAUUUGGCAAGUAUGUAUCCAAAUGUCAAAGUCUGUCAUUUUCAAGUGGAUGUCAAAGCCAAUAGAAUGGACUUCAAGUUUGCUCUUAAAGGUCUUAGUAAUGUCCCUCACUACGGUCUGCUGCUAGCCAGUGUUGCUGGGCUGCCAAACUCAGUUGUUGAAGAAGCUAAGUGUGUUACACAGAAGAUAAUGGAGGAGGAAAGAAGUUACCUGCAACUCAAUCAUAAGCAAUAUCUUCCACUACGAAAGGAGUACCAUGUUGCACAAAAAGUUCUAUGUUUGAAAUAUGCAAACAUGAGCGAGGAAGACCUCCGUAGUUCCCUGCAAACUCUGAAGGAAAGUUUCAUAGAUGGGCGAAUAUAGUGAGCUUAACACAGUGACCUAAUAGAAGCUCCUUUACCUUGACUAUGACUUUCGUGAUGGAUUGACACUCUAUUUCGCCUUCAUUCCAUAAUACUUGAUGUUUUUCUUUGCUCAACUUUUUCAGAAAAGUUUUGUAAUUGGUUCAGCUUUAUCUAUUUUUUGUAAUACUUGUACUGUAAUUUGAAUUGUGCUUUAUUGGUGAACCUAACUUACUGUUCUACAACGAUCAGAUACACAACUAAAAUGAACAAGUUAUAAGUUCAUCAUCUAAUAGUCUUGAUUCCAUGACUCUUAACAAUUUUUAAUUGCAUGUGGUCAUAGAACAGUUUAACAUUUUUCUCUUUUGGUUAACCAUACUAGGAUGUUACCAUCCUCGAUUGAGUACAAAAUCAAGUGUUAGGAUAAAAAAGAGGAAAUUAGAGGUUUUCUGAACAUAAGCAUCAUCUAAUUGCUCCAGCACAACACUAUUUCAGAUUUUUCUCUA
Messenger RNA from Cryptomeria japonica (Japanese cedar), 3010 nucleotides. Its product is annotated as DNA mismatch repair protein MSH4. Gene Ontology annotation, cellular component: nucleus. Gene Ontology annotation, molecular function: ATP binding; ATP-dependent DNA damage sensor activity; mismatched DNA binding. The record is from RefSeq and is a predicted model, not a curated record. Gene Ontology annotation, biological process: reciprocal meiotic recombination; mismatch repair. The coding region runs from base 151 to 2526 and encodes 791 amino acids. Lineage: Eukaryota; Viridiplantae; Streptophyta; Pinopsida; Cupressales; Cupressaceae. The transcript has 24 exons.